Messenger RNA from Brachypodium distachyon (stiff brome), 5294 nucleotides. RefSeq lists its product as uncharacterized. Bases 59 to 1291 code for a protein of 410 amino acids. The transcript is spliced from 8 exons. Lineage: Eukaryota; Viridiplantae; Streptophyta; Magnoliopsida; Poales; Poaceae. The record is from RefSeq and is a predicted model, not a curated record. Gene Ontology annotation, molecular function: protein binding.
UCUGUAUAUCUGCUUUUCCCUUUUCCCUCGUGAGCUGCUGCGAGGAAGCCGAGCCGAGAUGAGCAACACCCUCCACCGCGGCCAGGCGGCGCCGCUGGACGACGACGACGACCUGCUCUCCUCGAUCCUGCUCCGCCUGCCCCCGCUCCCGUCCUCCCUCCCGCGGGCCGCGCUCGUCUGCAGCCGCUGGCGCCGCCUCGUCUCCGACCCGGCUUUCCCCCUCCGCUUCCGCCUCCACCACCGCCGCGACCCUGCCCCCGCGCCCCUCAUCGGCUUCUUCGACACCUACCACGGCGUCUCAUUCCAGCCGUCCAUGGACGCCCCCGACCGCGUCCCCCGGGGGCGCUUCUCGCUGCGGAUCGACGACCGCUACCGCUCCCUCGAGUGGCGCCACGGGCUCGGGCUCUUCCACCUCCCAAUCCCGCGCCAGGUCCUCGUCUGGGACCCGGUCUCCGGCGCCCAGCGCCGCGUGGCCGUGCCCGCAGGGUUCCACCAGACGAUGGGGCUCCAGAUCUGCGCGGCCGUGGUUCGCGCCCCCGCCGCUGCCGGAGACGACGCCCUCCGCUUCCAGGUGGUCUUCGUGGGCAGCGGGGAGCCGCACACACGAACGGCGCUCGCCUGCGUUUACUCGUCGGAGACCGGCGCCGUCAGCGAUUUCGUCUCGGCGCCGCUUGCAUAUUCCGGGGAUCCCAUCUCCUUCACGGGCAUGCCUGCUGUGCUGAUUGGGGGUUCGCUUUGCUGGUUGGUCGCCGCAGGUCCGCCGAGCAUCCUCGAGUUCGAUCUCUACAGGCAGAGCCUUGCCGUGACAUCGCUGCCGGUGGAAAUGUUUGCCGGGGCUCCAUACACGGUUAUGCAGCUAGGCGGUGGUGGGAUGACGGUCAUGCGGGCAGAGGGUGGUGGGAUGGCACUGGGUAUCCUCUUCGUGUCAGACUUCACCGCCCAGUUCUGGAAGAAGGAGACCGAUUGUGAUGGUGCCGUUUCAUGGGUGCGGGGAAGAAGCAUUGAACUGGACAGAUUACUUCCCCUGGAUUCGGCGAAACAGCCCCCGCAUACGAUAGGUUUUGCUGAGGAGAAUAAUGUGGUGUUCUUGUGGACAGUUUCCGGUGUCUUCAUUGUCCAUCUUGAGUCAUUGCAGUUCAAGAAACUUCUUGAGACCGAUGUCGUUUCUCGCUAUUACCCACUCGAAAUGGUCUAUACUGCAGACAUCAGUGGUGGACAUAAUGGAGCUGAAGUUGUGACGCAUCGGUGGUGGAAACGAUGGACACGACACAUAAGACAAUUGUUCAGUUAGAUAUGCUAUUGUGAUGUAUUGGUUGAGCAUGUAAGCUUAUCUUCUGCAUGUAAGCUGAGGUAUCUGAAGAACUGUUCUUCUUUCAAGAAAAUAUACGACAAACUUCUUGUAUACAGGCCAGCAAAUCAGCAAUUUUAUAGAUCAGGCUGCUGAACAGUAGUAUACAUGUCAAGGCUAAGAAACUACUGGGAGAAAACAAAGAUCAAGGAGAAAGACAGAGGGCAUAUACUUGAUGCAAAGUCCAACAACACAAGGAACAGGGAGCAGGGGGGCAUAUACUUCUGGAUGGUAAUCUCUGCUGAUGAAAAUGGGUGUUACUCUGUUCUUGGUCUGAAUCUGGCAUUGGAAAGGUAUACGCAUAUCUGUUACUUGAACAGUUAAAGAAUAGCCUGUAGUAGGCAGAAGCAUUUGAAGACUGAACAUAUUUUCUUGCUUCUAACUAACUGAAAUGUAUAUGCAAGGAAGGAAAAAUGAAAAAUAAGGUGAAAAUGACUGGAUAAAAUGAACCACCCAUUGCAAUUGUGCAAGAGAUUUAUUUCGUAGUACAAUCUUGUGUCCAUUCAUUGGUGAAAUGAAGACUCCAUACAAGGCGAAAAAGGUUGCAGUAUACUGCAAAGUCCAUGAAAAGAGUACGUGUCACCCCAAAAGUUGUUGGGAAAUUAACAGAUGGCAGGCUAAUUUUUUUAUGGAUCAUUGAAAAUGAACAUGUGCAACAAACCAAGAAAAUCAUUCAGGUCCCAUCAUCCAUGGCUAUAAGAAGAGAUCUCACUCAUCUGUUUGGAUCUGUACCAUCACACAAGAAAACGAAAAGAAAAAGAAAGCUCCCCUCUUCCUUCCUUGAGUAUCUAUUCAUUCCUGGAGACAUGGGGUUCCUCAGGCUCAGGGUUCCAGCAGGCCUGUGCUUGCUGCUGCUCAUGCCACUCCUCUUACUUCCUUGCUCUAGAGGCUCGGCUCGGAGGGAGUUCAUCAUCAAGGACUCCAGUGGCAGCGGCUGCGAGGACGGGAUAUGCUACAAGACCUGCUACAACCUUGGAUUCUCCGGAGGGGACUGCUUGGUGGUUUCCAUGGACCCCUUCAGGGAGCGCUGCGUCUGUCGCGCCCCAAGACCGAGCCUAGGUGGCGUUUAAUGAGCUGCAGGCAUAAACCAUCUGCAGUGGAUCUCAGAAGGCCACGUGUAGAUUAAAAAUUUCUUGCAGAUUUACAGGAGAAAACUGAAUAAAUAGGUUAUGUACUCUCUAGUCGCUUCCCAUUGCUUCUGAUACUUUUCGAUUAAGUGAGUUUUUUUUACGGUACCCCCGAGACUAAUAUUGGCUAUCCAUUCACUCAAAUCCAAUGGGGGUACUCCAAUAUUAACAGUAAGGGAAUACCGUCAGUUAAUGUCAAGGAGUACCUUGGUUCCAAGGAAGUGAAAACGUAAUCACCGGACACAAACCUACGGAAAAAAACUCAUUUUCAUGGAAUUAUCAGAUAGAUAAUGGCUUGAUUGAUCUUUUUUUUAAAUCUAUUUUCAUCCUCCAGGCAUUCUUCAUUGGUUUGCAUACUUCAUCAUCCUGCAGAUUUUCAUUUUACGAGGUUCUAUUUAAGAGUAAAUAAAAACAAGAGACAGACAUUCACCUCCAAAAUUUAUAAUGCAAAACUGUAAUUAUGUGUGCUGCUUCAACCAAUCAGGUUUCGAACUGUAAUUCAGGGCCUUGGUCUUCUUCCUAAUCCGGAAGAUGCACGCAGAAGCAUCCGGAUCACAUAUCAGCUAGCUACAUGUUCUGCUUUUAUGCCCUAUAUUGUCUCCUCUGCCCUCACACGUAUGAGCUGCAAUGUGCCGAUGACAUCUGGUGGGGAUAUAAUUGCAUCACACUCACUUUUUCUGUACUGUUUACUUCUGUUUUUCCUAAGGUCUCAUCGCCCAUGGCUAUAAGACAUGUCACUGACCUGCAAAUUUUUGAAUAGCAGGCUAUGCAAAUUCGUGAAAUAAUCAGAUGUACAAUCUAUUUUGUUGAUAUGCGGAUCAACUCAACCACAGAUCCGCUAAAUAGGAUAUGUAGAAUAUAUGAACAUCCAUGCACUAAAAAAAUGAACACCAAGAUUGGCAAAUUACACUUGAACUAAAUUUCAUUGUUGCCUGCCUAAUGACAAACCCAAGACUUGUAAAAUGGUAGUGUUAGCACAAAGCCACAGUGCAUUUUUAUUUUCAAGAUAGCUACACGAACAAUUAGCUUGAACCCCACUAAAAUGUCAAAUAGGUAGCUCAAUUGGCACAUCUGGAAGCUCAAAAGCUAUUCAUAUUCUUUCUUUCAAUAUUGUAUUGUUAUUUCUGCGUAUUUUGCAAAUAAUCUUAAAUUCAUAGAAACGACUUGGCUUGAAAUUUACUCCUAUCGCUUAUAGGAGAGUCCUGUUGCAACUCACAAGUUCAUCUGUAUUUCAUUUCAUGUUUUCAGGCUUAUCAUUUUUAAAGGUAAUCUAGAUCUAAAUAGUCAUCAUCACCUGUGUGGUAGUGGUUAGUUACUUAUUAGUAUGAGUAUAUUUUAUUGUGUUCCAUAUGGCAUGGAAUGAGCAUAAGAUAAUUCUAGCAACUUCCUCUUCUGAUCAGCUAAUCGUCUAAGUGUACAUGUUCUUUACGAUAUUAAUGAGUAUUAUGCUAUUUUGAGAAUAUUCUCUGAAUUUGAAAGUAGGAGUGUUUCUGUUUACCUAUUCUUGAUGUCUUUUUUAAUCAAAACUGAGUUGUUUCUCCCAAAUUACAGAUGCGAGUUUAUCUAAAUAUUUUCUUGAUGCCUCAUACCCUAUCUAUUUGGCUUUUUUUUGGAAUGUCAUUGGGUGCUUAACUUGUUAUGAUUAUAAAACAGACAUCGGUAUUGGACACGAUGGAGCUGCAGUUGUGAGGUAUAGGUGGUGGAAGCGAUGGGCACGACAUGUACAUAAGACAAUUGUUCAGUUAGGCCGGCGAUGGUAUAUAUCAGGCUGCCGAACAAUAGUAUACAUGUCAAGGCUAAAAAACAACUGGGAGAAAACAAGAUCAAGUAGAGGGAGAGGGGGCAUAUACUUGAUGCAAAGUCCAGCAGCAGAGCAGGGGGCAUAUACUUCUGGAUGGCUAUGUCGGCUGAUGAAAAUAGGUGUUACUCUGUUCUUGGUCUGUAUCCGGCAAUGCAAGCAAUAUAUUAAGGCAAAAUAGCAAUAAUUAAUUCUCCCAGUUGGUUCAGGCUAGAAUGGAAAAAUAUUUACAUUGUGCAAAAGCUAAUGCAAAAUCAGGAUGUCCACAAUUCUAUCCAUGGUAAGUACAUAUUACCUUUAAUUGGGAAGUCUCCAAGAUGGCUACAAUUCUAUCCAUGUUGCAUAAUAAAAUGAUCAGCUUUAAUUGGGGGAGAAAUCUCUAAACAUUCUAUACAUGGCAGCAAACAAUGGUUGCACCAUCCUCACUUUAACUGAUUCCAAUUUUCUUCUUCUAAUGCCUCAUCAUCUAUGGCUAUAAGAAGAGAUCUCACUGAUCUGUUUGCAUCUUUACCAUCUCACAAGAAAAGGAAAAGAAAAAGAAAAGGAAAGCUUGCUUCCUUCCUUGAGUAUAUAUUUGUUCCUGGAGACAUGGGGUUCCUCAGGCUCAGGGUGCCAGCAGGACUGUGCUUGUUGCUGCUCAUGCCACUCUUACUUCCUUGCUCUAGAGGCUCGGCUCGGAGGGAGUUCAUCAGCAAGGACUCCAGUGGCAGCGGGUGCGAGGAAGAGGGGUAUGCUACAAGACCUGCCACAUCGAUGGAUUCCCCGGAGGUGACUGCGUGAUUGUUACCACGGACCCCUACGUGCGUUGCUGCGCUUGUUGGCCCAGACCGGGCCUAGGUGGCGUUUAAAUGAGCAGUAGCCAUAAACCAGCUGCAGUGAAUCUUAGAAGGUCACAUGUAGAUUACAAAUUUCUUGCAGAUUUACAAGAGAAAACUGAAUAAAUAGGUCCUCCAGUUGCUUCCCAUCUAACUUGUUCUGCUGCUUCUCGAUUAACCGAGUUUUUUAGAGAAAUUUGACAAAA